ACAUAUAUCAUGAAAAACAUUUAUUUAUUUGUCACCUUCGCUAUUGUGAGUGUUAAUAGUUAUGUUACUAAAAAUACAAAUUCAACAAAAUCACCAAAAGUUACGAGUUCACAUUAUAAAAUAAAUGAAAAGAAAUAUGAAUCUUUGAAGACUUUUACGGAAGAGGAACGCGGUGUGUACUUAGAUGAUGUGUUAUUCGCAUUGAAGAGCCAUAACUGGACUUCAGAGGAAAUACCAUGUUUGAACCAAACAUUACAAAUGUUACAAAAUUUACAAAAUUUCACGCUUUGGGCUGUGUGGCAAUGGGAUUCAAUAUCAUCAGAACCGCAAGGUCUUCUUUUCGGUAAUGGCUUCCAUUUGGGCAACUUCGAUCAAUGCAUGGACGCGCCUUGGCAUAACAACUAUCCAGAUUUAAGGACACAGUACUGCCUCGCAGAUAUUGUUCUAGAAAGAUCUGAUAGAGCUCCUAGGAAACGAAGCAAAGAUCUCGCUAACCCUUAUCAAUCAGCUUUGGAUAUUAUUGAGCACCGAUCCUUGUUCAUGCGACCAUUGAAUCACCUGUCCUGGGGCCUAUGCGUACCAAGGUCUUGCCAGCGGCAAUCGGUACAGAGGCUGUUUGGUAUUCUACUGGCACAUAGUCACCUUGGCGCGGCAGGUCUGCGCGCCAGGAUUUCGGUACCAGAUCCUUGUCAGAGCGGUGACAAACCGAGACAGUACGAUACUCUCUUCUAUUCUUUUAUCACAUUUACGAUUUUAUUUACUGGACUUAUAUUAUUAUGUACAUACAUACGACAAAGGACUAAAGAUUCCGACAAUAAUUCGAUGAAAAAUCAAGUUCUAAAGGCAUUAUGCCUAAGAAACAAUUAUGCAGAUAUAUUAAAAGUAAAUAAGAGUGGAUUGGAUGUUUUCUAUGGUAUACGAUUUUUAAGUAUGUGUUUAAUUACUAUGGAUCAUCAGUUCGGUAUCGCAAACGGAGGACCCAUUAGUAACGGAGCUCAAGUUGACGAGGAUGCAGUAUCCUUCACCGGCCUGUUGGUACUUCACAACGAUUUGUUCGUGGAUACAUUUUUCCUUCUAUCAGGUUUUCUAUCAGCAAAUACAUUGUCGACUUUCAAGAAGAUGCCUAAUUUAUUUAUUCUCAUUCUGAAAAGAUACGUUAGAUUGACAGUGGCUUUCGCAUAUAUAAUAUUCUUCGUUUGCUCUGUGUACCCGUUUACUGGGUCAGGACCUCUGUGGAGCAGGGCUAUAGCUUUAGAAACCGACCAAUGCCGCAAGAACUGGUGGCUCAGUCUACUCAUGCUCAAUAAUUAUAUUGACUCCGAGAAUAUUUGUAUUGUUGUGUCAUGGUACAUACCAUGCGACUUUCAUUUCUUCGUGGUUACAUUACUACUGUACUGGUUGUACAGAACUCAACCGAAGAUGGGUGUUGUUUCUGCUGUUGUCGUUUCUAUUGGCGCUCUCGUCUCACCUGCUUUAGUCAACUAUUACAACAAUCUACCACCCAUACAACUGUUCACGUACGAUUUCCUAUCGAGCCCCAGAAGUCAGCGGCAGUUCCAAUUGACGUACAUCAAGAGCCACACGCGCUAUGCUGCCUACCUUGUCGGCUUCUUCAGCGGAUUAUACUUUGCUCACUGCAAAGCCAUCGGCAACAUUAAAAGAAUAUCCCGCAAAUACUCCGUAUUGGGCGCUUGCAUAUCUUUAGUGGUAAUGUUUGGUUUAAUGUUAUACGGAGCGACAUAUGUAUGGCGUAGCUACGAGUUAGUGGCCGGCACUGUGUACGCUACACUUGAGCGUCCUCUGUUCGCCAGUAGUAUUGCACUGCUGGUCUUAUGCUGCUCUAUGGGACACGUACCUCUAAUAAAGGGCUUCUUGAGCUGGUACCCGUGGGCACCGCUGAGCCGGCUGAGCUACGGUCUUUACCUCACGCACUCCUCGAUCAUUGCCCGCAACGUGUUUAGCGCCAGAGGGUCACAGCGCGCUGACACUUUCUUAUUCCUAAUACAGACGGGUGGUGUUAUUAUAAUGGGAAGCAUUGCUGCGUUAUACAUUCUUCUUAUAUUUGAACUACCAAUCAACAAUUUACUUAAUUUGUGCUUCAUAAAACGGAAGAAAACAAGUGAGAACAAUCAUACCAUUCGUGACGUAGAAUCAGAAAAAGGAAAUGACAACAGAGGCUUCAUACGAGAACAUCGACGAAGUCUCCCGUCUCCAGCCAGUGUUAUUUCUAAAUUUUAAUUUAUUCAUAUUUUUAAAUUAUGUAACAUGUGUAAAUUAUGUUUAAACAUAAGCAAUACCAUAAGAGUGUUUUUUUUGUAAUAAUUUUGAAUAAUACAUAUUUGUUUACAUUCUAUGUGUGUACGUUAAUUACUUUAAAAUGGGCCGUUUCCUUUAAUUCAUCGGAUUCAUGCUUUUUUAUAAUGAAAAUAUUUUUCUAUUUGUAUCAUAAUAUUGUCAUUCCCA
Molecule: messenger RNA, 2463 nt
Organism: Papilio xuthus (Asian swallowtail)
Lineage: Eukaryota; Metazoa; Arthropoda; Insecta; Lepidoptera; Papilionidae
Product: nose resistant to fluoxetine protein 6
Exons: 13
Coding region: 10-2238 (742 amino acids)
Molecular function (GO): acyltransferase activity, transferring groups other than amino-acyl groups
Source: RefSeq, a predicted model, not a curated record